AUGGCAAUAAAAGUUUUAUCAGCACUCGAUGCAGCAAAAACACAAUUUUACCACUUCAAAGCAAUCAUAAUCGCGGGAAUGGGCCUAUUUACGGAUAGUUAUGAUUUAUUUUGUAUCCCCGUAGUCAUGAGAAUGCUUGGAAGAAUUUAUUACCCCGAAAUCCAUCGAACCAUUGACCAAAGAAAAUGGUUUGAGGUCCCAUCCGUCAUUGCAUCAACUAUGAUUGGUGUUGCAUUAAUGGGGACGGUGAUCGGGCAGCUAGUUUUCGGGCGGCUUGGUGACCUUGUCGGGCGGCGCCACGUGUAUGGUGUUUCGUUAAUAAUGAUGGUGGUGGGGUCCAUUGGGUGUGGUUUCUCGUUUUCAGUUUUGACUCCAAUGGUGUUUGUUAGUCUUGGAUUUUUUCGGUUUUUGCUUGGGGUGGGAAUUGGGGGGGAUUAUCCGUUAUUUGCCACGAUUAUGUCGGAGUUUGCUAAUAAGAGGACACGUGGAACGUUUAUUGCAGGUGUGUUUUCUAUGCAAGGGUUUGGGAUACUGUUGAGUUCGCUUGUUACAAUGAUCGUCUGCUACAUUUUUAGAGGUUUUAGUGAUAAUUUAAGAACGGUUUCGAAACUCCCGGAGUCAGAGACAACUGCACCGGUGCCGCCAGAAUCUGACUUGGCAUGGCGGAUUAUUCUUGUGGUCGGUGCGAUUCCGGCAGCAAUGACUUAUCAUUGGCGGAUGAAGAUGCCAGAAACCGCCAGAUUCACAGCUUUGGUGGAGAAAAAUACUUUAAAAGCUUCAAAAGACAUGGAAAAAGUGAUGAAUAAUGUAUCACUAAGCCAAAUCCGGGAAGAUAUCGAGACAAUGAACACACCGAACACACGUGCAGCUUUAUCAAACACCUACCCAUUAUUCUCUCAAGAAUUUUUCCGGCGACAUGGCCGUGAUCUCAUCUCCGCCGCCGUUAACUGGUUUUUGGUCGAUAUCGUCUUUUACAGUCUAAAUCUAUUCCAAUAUCAUGCAUUUAAACUUAAAAUGAUUCCAAAAAGUCACAUGAAUAUAUACGAUGAUGCACUACAAAUUGCAAAAUUCCAAGCAAUCGUUGCCAUUUCUGCCACGAUUCCCGGCUACUUUCUGGCGGUUUACAUGAUUGAUUAUGUUGGGAGAGUCAAGAUUCAAGCAACCGGAUUCUUUUUCAUGGCAGUAAGUUUGUUUACAAUUGCUUUCGUUAACAAAAGCAAUUGGGGAUCCGAACCCGAAGAUUCAAGUAUUGGGUUUAUGAUACUUUAUGGGCUUACAUUCUUUUUUGCUAAUUUUGGGCCGAACACCACCACAUUUAUAGUUCCAGCAGAGCUUUUUCCGGCGAGGUUCCGGGCAACGUGUCAUGGGGUUUCCGAUGCUGCUGGGAAAGUUGGGGCGAUAAUCGGGUCGGUUGGGUUUUUAUGGGCCUGUCGUGACCCACCAAAUGGGCUUGGGGUGUCGCAUACUUUGAGGGUAAUGGGUUUAGUCUGUGUUUUGGGGUUUUUUGUGACGUAUUUUUUUACGCGAGAGACGAUGGUCCGGCCUUUGGAGGAGAAUGAGAAUGUUGAUGAGUUUACUGGUGUUUGUUUUAUUAGAUUUUGGCCCCAUAAAGUUUGGGUCAAAAGAUUUGAUGAAACAAUUGUGAAUGAUCGUGUACAUCUGUCUUUAUCAAAUGCAUUGUAG
Lactuca saligna is the source of this 1683-nucleotide messenger RNA. The record is from the annotation of a GenBank genome assembly. Lineage: Eukaryota; Viridiplantae; Streptophyta; Magnoliopsida; Asterales; Asteraceae.